AUGGCAAACAUUACACGUAGUAGAGCAAAUUCAAACGAUCCAGCUGCGGCUAGAUCACCCUCUACCACCCAAAUGGAUACUCCAUGGCCAGUUGUCACCGCUGGCAAGGGCAAAAAUCGUAGUAAAAAGCAACAUCAGCUUAUUUCUUUCAAGCCUACGUUUGUUCAGCCUCGAGCCUCCACCACGGAAUCCACCCAAGCUUUGACUGACCAGCCUCCUCCAGCUCCUGUUGGGCUUGUUGUACCUUACAUCAAGGGUGCUGAGAAAGGCUCUGUACUUAUUGACAUCACCCACGUCAAGAAUUUCUACCUGUUGCGUGAAGCAUUGGAUGCCUUUAACAAGAAUGCUGAUACUAGCGGUAGGGACUACAACGAAUUUCUAGGUCGUUGUGAAAAGAACCGCACCUAUCUGAAUCAUGAGUACAUGGAAACUCUCUGGGCUGCUAAUACGGCAUCGUACAAUACGAUUGUCAAUGAAGGUAUUAUUCUCUCUGAUAAUACCUUCAUAAAAGGAUUUCCGUCUUACCCUGCUGACGCCUCCAUCGUCCGUCUAUCUUUGUCUAGACUGCCUUUCCUCCAACUUCCUUUAUUGAAGACGACAUUGAAAGAAUGGCUAACUCGCUUUGGUGAAGUGCUAGAUUUUGGGCUUAGCAAGAAGGAUGGUUACUAUGUCGGUGGUGGUUACGCCACUAUUGCAAUCCCUCCCAGCAAACCUUGCGCUGAAGAGUCCUGUCAAUUGGACCAUACUCACUUUGAUCCCCUUCAACGGGCUGUUCCUUGGACCGAGGAUGACGGGGACUAA
This is a messenger RNA of Mucor velutinosus, 801 nucleotides long. RefSeq lists its product as uncharacterized. The record is from RefSeq and is a predicted model, not a curated record. The transcript has a single exon. Lineage: Eukaryota; Fungi; Mucoromycota; Mucoromycetes; Mucorales; Mucoraceae. The coding region runs from base 1 to 801 and encodes 266 amino acids.